AGUAAAUACCUCAGUUUACCUCACAGGACAAACAGUAGGGGUAAAGGAUUCCGAGCGAGAGCAUCAGCAGAGAAUCAGUAACUACCUAUAGAGAGAGGAGAUACAUCUGGGAAAACAUACAACCACUUGAAGGGUUGCAAGACUAACAACUGGUUGUCAAAGGGAGACUCAGCUGCUUCAUCUUCCAUUUUUGUAUCCAGUGAGGUUUACACAAAGCCACCAUGAAGCUGAAGCUGAAGCUACCGAACCCAGGGCUAGAUAACCGAAUCCCCUCUCAUGCGGACCUAGAGAGGAUGGAAAAGGAAGAAUCAGGGGACAGACCCAAGUGGGACAACAAAGCUCAGUACCUGCUCACCUGUGUGGGCUUCUGUGUGGGACUUGGUAACGUCUGGAGGUUCCCAUACCUGUGUCAAAGUCACGGAGGAGGAGCAUUUAUGAUCCCGUUCCUUAUCCUGCUGGUCCUGGAGGGAAUCCCGCUGCUGCACUUAGAGUUUGCCAUUGGUCAGCGCCUGAGGAAGGGCAGUGUGGGAGUGUGGAGUUCCAUUAAUCCUUACCUGACGGGAAUUGGUAUUGCUUCCUUGCUUGUCUCAUUUUUGGUGGGUGCGUACUACAACACCAUCAUGGCCUGGAUCAUGUGGUAUCUCUUCAAUUCCUUUCAAGAUCCUCUGCCUUGGAGCCAAUGUCCUCUCAAUGCCAACCGCACAGGUGUGGUUGCGGAGUGUGCACGGAGCAGCACUGUUGACUACUUCUGGUACAGAGAGACUCUGAACACCUCAACAGCUAUUGAUGAGUCUGGGGGUCUUCAGUGGUGGAUGGUGCUAGCCUUGAUAUCCGCCUGGACUCUGCUCUAUGUUUGCUGCAUUCGUGGUAUUGAGACCACUGGCAAGGCAGUGUACAUCACCUCCACUCUCCCAUAUUUGGUUCUCACCAUCUUCCUUAUCAGAGGAUUGACUCUCAAAGGUGCUACAGAGGGAAUCAAGUUCCUGUUCACACCAGAUGUGAACGAGUUAAAAAAUCCAUCAACCUGGCUGGAUGCAGGGGCUCAGGUUUUCUACUCCUUCUCCUUAGCUUUUGGAGGUCUCAUCUCCUUCUCCAGUUACAACUCUAUUCACAACAACUGUGAGCAGGACGCCGUUCUCAUUUCCCUCAUCAAUGGCUGCACCUCUGUGUACUCUGCAACAGUUAUCUACUCCAUCAUUGGCUUCAGGGCAACAGCGAAAUAUGACGACUGCAUGGGAGAAAACAUCUUGAAGUUGAUGAAUGCCUUUAACUACCCUGAAGACAACAUCACAGAGAGUAACUUCAACGAUGUUUUUACCCACCUCAACCAGACAAAUCCAGAUAUCAUUCAAGAAUUGCAGUUACAGACCUGUGACAUGCAAACUUUCCUAAGUCAAGGUGUGGAGGGGACAGGACUGGCCUUCAUCGUGUUCACAGAGGCCAUCAUCAAGAUGCCCGUUUCCCCUCUCUGGGCUGUCCUCUUCUUUGUCAUGCUCUUCUGUCUUGGCCUCUCAACUAUGUUUGGGAGCAUUGAAGGAGUUGUGGUUCCCUUGCAAGAUCUCAAAAUACUGCCACGUACUUGGCCCAAAGAAGUUUUUUCAGCUCUGACUUGCUUAAUUUCCUUGGCUCUUGGGCUCAUAUUUGCCCUACGCUCUGGGAACUACUGGUUAGCUCUUUUUGACAACUUUGCAGGCUCCAUCCCCUUGCUGGUCAUUGGAUUCUGUGAAAUGAUCUCUGUCAUCUACAUCUAUGGUAUAGAUAGGUUUAACGAGGACAUUGAGUUUAUGAUUGGCCACAAGCCCAACAUGUUCUGGCAGGUGACAUGGAGAGUGGUUAGUCCACUCAUUAUGGUCUUCAUCUUGAUUUUCUACUUUGUUACACAAGUCACCAAGAGUCUCACCUAUUUGGUCUGGGAUGAGGAGGCGGAGAACUUCCCAACCCUUGAACCACGUGCAUAUCCCUCCUGGAUAUACGUUCUCAUCUUCAUCCUGGCCGGAAUUCCCAGUUUAGCAGUCCCCCUGUUCGCCAUCUUCAAAUUCAUCCAGAGGAAAUGCUGCAAGCGGGACAACAGUGACAAGACACUGGACACGAUCUCUGCCAAAAUACAGAUGAAUGAGAAAAAGUUUUAGACACGCCUAGAUCUUUUAGUGGCUUCAUUGUUGUUAUAUGCUGCUCAUUGGUAAGGCUUUUGCAAUAUUUGUUUCCUUCUGUAACAUGUUUCAUAUGUUAGUGUGUCUUGUGUAUUCAAGGAAUAGUUUUCAUUUUGGAAAAUAUGCUGUGUAUGAAGCUAAAGUACAGCAUGUCAGUUUAGGUUGGCACAAAGACUGGGAACAGAGGCAGGCGGCAUGGCUCUGUUAAAGUCAAAAUGUGGUUGAGCUGUUUUCCUCCUUAUACUCUUUUCCUCUAAGCUAACUAGGUUUAGUUUCAUAUUUAGCACACACAUAUGAAUGAUAUAAUUUUUUUUCAUCUAUUCUUUGUAAGAAAACAAAUGAGCUUAUUUAACUGUUCUGUUAACAUUGUAAGUUUACAACAUACACAUGUCUAAUGUAUAAAAAAAGUUUUAUUUGAAGAUGCUGUAAAUUAUCCUCAAGAGAGGAAUCACUGCUUGGUAAAAGCUUUUACACAAUGUAUAAUGUUGUUGAUCAAAAAGAAAGAAAGAAAAUGAUGGUAUGUGUGCCUUUUAGUUUUUGGUGUGCUAUGGAGGAUGAUUUUGAAUUUGAAUUUUUAAAUGUUUGAUGUGUAUUGAAACACUGCACUUAUUCUGACAUAAACUGUUAUAUGGCAGAAUGAUAUAUACUGUUAUAAUACUGUUAUAAUCUGUUUGAAAUCUACUCAUGAAUGCAUACUUCAAGAGCAAACUAUUUAAAUAAAAUACUUCUAAGAGUUUA
Mugil cephalus (flathead mullet) is the source of this 2888-nucleotide messenger RNA. Its product is annotated as sodium-dependent neutral amino acid transporter B(0)AT1-like. NCBI's taxonomy places the organism in Eukaryota, Metazoa, Chordata, Actinopteri, Mugiliformes, Mugilidae. Gene Ontology annotation, cellular component: membrane. The coding region runs from base 222 to 2129 and encodes 635 amino acids. The transcript has 12 exons. Gene Ontology annotation, biological process: sodium ion transmembrane transport. The record is from RefSeq and is a predicted model, not a curated record.